UCUGCAUUCUCAUCAACGAUUACAGCACAGCAAAGUUAUGCAGCAGGUUAAUUCUGACUCUACAUAUAUAUCCGAGACACAAGGUGUCAAGCUAAAGAACAGUGGGAGAAGUAGAGAGAGAGUAUCCCUACCAUUAAUAAGAACUCGUAGGGCAGCCAACCGCCAUCCACUCUUCCCCCAGUAUAAUUACCAGGUUCAGGUGGCUGAAAAUCAGCCCCCUGGGACUCCUGUUUUAACCAUGACAGCACAAGAUCCUGAUGUAGGGGAAUCUGGAAGGCUUGUAUAUACCAUGGAUGCUCUGAUGAACAGUAAGUCUUUGGAUAUGUUUGAUAUAGAUUCAGUGACAGGAUUAAUUUCUACUAUAGAAAUACUAGACAGGGAAAGUAUGGGCCUUCAUUAUUUUAGAGUCACUGCUAUAGACCAUGGCACACCUAGACUUUCAGCUACCACUAUGGUUUCCAUUACAGUCACAGAUAAAAAUGACCACAGCCCAGUCUUUGAGCAAACAGAAUACAAAGAAAGUAUUAGAGAAAAUGUGGAAGAGGGUUACCCUAUUUUGCAACUACGAGCUACAGAUAUUGAUUCCCAAGCCAAUGCAAAUAUCAGGUAUCGUUUUGUUAAUGAACAAGCAGCACACUCAGUAUUUGAAAUAGACUCUCGCUCUGGUUUGAUUACCACCAGUGGACAGGUAGACAGAGAGAAAAGAGAGAAGUAUUCUUUGAUUGUUGAGGCCAGUGACCAAGGUAAAGACCCUGGCCCUAGGUCAUCUACUGUUAAAGUCGAUAUAACAGUUCUUGAUGAAAAUGACAAUGUACCCCAGUUUAGUGAGAAACGCUACAUAGUUCAGGUAAGAGAAGAUAUUAGACCACACACAGAGAUGUUAAGGGUCACAGCAACUGACCUUGAUAAGGAGAACAAUGCUUUAGUCCAUUAUAAUAUCAUAAGUGGUAACAGCAGAGGACAGUUUUCAAUUGACAGUAUGACUGGGGAGGUACAGGUAGUUGCACCCUUGGAUUUUGAGACAGAAAGGGAGUAUUCACUAAGAGUUCGGGCUCAGGACUCAGGGCGUCCUCCACAGUCAAACAAUACAGGCAUGAUAAGUAUUCAAGUUAUCGACAUUAAUGACCAUGCACCUAUUUUUGUUAGUACCCCGUUCCAAGUGCCUGUACUUGAAAAUGCACCUCUUGGUCAUUCAGUGAUUCAUAUCCAAGCAGUAGAUGCAGAUUAUGGAGAAAACUCACGCAUGGAAUACAAGUUAACUGGAGUGUCUGCAGAUACUCCUUUUGUCAUCAACAGUGCUACUGGUUGGAUCACAAUAAGUGGCCCCUUGGACAGGGAAACUGUGGAGCAAUAUGUUUUUGGGGUGGAAGCUCGAGAUCAUGGCAAUCCACCAUUAUCUGCCUCUGCCAGUGUUACUAUUACUGUUAUGGAUGUCAAUGAUAAUCGCCCAGAGUUUACCCAAAAGGAGUAUUUUAUCCGUUUAAAUGAGGAUGCCAGUGUAGGAACUAGUGUGUUAACUGUAACUGCCAUAGACAGAGAUGUGAACAGUGCUAUAACAUACCAGAUUACUGGAGGAAAUACACGAAACCGGUUUUCCAUUAGUACCCAGGGGGGAUCAGGGUUAAUCACUCUCUCUUUGCCCCUUGACUACAAGCAGGAAAGACGCUAUGUUUUAACAGUGACUGCUUCUGAUCGGGUUCUUAUUGACAGUUGUUAUGUUCAUAUCAAUAUCACUGAUGCCAACACUCAUAGACCAGUAUUUCAAAGUGCACACUACCCUGUUGAUAUCAAUGAGGAUCGUCCUGUUGGAAGCACAGUAAUGGUUAUCAGUGCAUCAGAUGAUGACGUUGGAGAGAAUGCUCGUAUUACAUAUUCUCUGGAGGAUAAUAUCCCUCAGUUUCGCAUAGACCCAGAUACUGGAGCCAUUACACUCCAAGCAUCUCUGGACUAUGAGGAUCAGAUGACUUACUCUAUUGCUGUUAUUGCAAAAGACAAUGGUUUACCACAAAAAUCUGAUACAACUUAUGUAGAAAUCAUUGUAAAGGAUGUUAACGAUAAUGCCCCACAGUUUGUAAACACGCAAUAUCAGGCAAUAGUUUCAGAAGAUGCCCCUGCAUAUACCAGUGUUCUCCAGAUUUCAGCUGUUGACCGAGAUUCACAUGUUAACGGAAGAGUGCAAUACACUUUUCAGAAUGGGGAUGAUGGCGAGGGUGACUUCACAAUUGAGCAAACAUCAGGCAUAAUUCGUACAGUUCGAAAAUUGGACAGGGAAAGUGUUCCAUUUUAUGAGUUGACAGCAUAUGCUGUAGAUAGAGGUGUUCCUCCACUGCGAAGUCCAGUACGUAUUCAAGUAGCUGUUCAAGAUGUUAAUGAUAAUGCACCAGUUUUUCCAGCAGAUGAGUUUGAAGUUUUUGUGAAAGAGAAUAGCAUUGUAGGGUCGGUUGUGGCUAAGAUUAAAGCCAUUGAUCCAGAUGAAGGCCCCAAUGCACAAAUAAUGUAUCAGAUAGUUGAAGGUAACAUACCUGAGAUAUUUCAAAUGGAUGUAUACUCUGGAGAGCUCACUGCCCUUAUAGAUCUAGAUUAUGAGACAAAAGCGGAGUAUGUAAUAGUAGUCCAGGCAACCUCUGCUCCCCUUGUUAGUCGAGCAACUGUCCAUAUCAAACUUAUUGACCAAAAUGACAAUAGCCCUGUCCUAAAGAACUUUCAGAUACUCUUCAACAAUUAUAUCUCCAACAAUUCCAACACCUUUCCUUCUGGCGUUAUUGGAAAGAUACCAGCCUAUGAUCCAGAUGUUUCUGAUAGACUCUACUACAAUUUUGAACGUGGAAAUGAGUUAAACUUGUUGAUAGUAAAUCAUUCCAGUGGAGAACUGAGGCUAAGCAGGAAGCUGGACAACAACCGCCCUUUGGUCGCUUCAAUGCUGGUCACAGUGACAGAUGGAAUUCACAGUGUGACAGCUCAGUGUGUACUCAGAGUCCUCAUCAUCACAGAGGACAUGUUAUCAAAUAGCGUCACAGUACGUUUAGAGAACAUGUCUCAAGAGCGGUUCCUGUCUCCACUUUUGACCAGUUUCAUUGAGGGGGUUUCUACGGUAUUGGCAACCCCAAAAGAAGACAUUUUCAUAUUUAAUAUUCAGAAUGACACCGAUGUAGAUGGGUCAAUUCUCAAUGUCAGCUUUUCUGCCCUGGUACCCCAUGGUGACCGUGCUCAGUUCUUCAGUUCGGAAGACCUUCAGGAGCAGCUCUAUAUGAAGAGGAUGACACUGACUUCAGCCUCCAUGCUGGAGGUUCUCCCCUUUGAUGACAACGUAUGCCUGCGAGAGCCCUGUGAGAAUUACAUGAAGUGCAUUUCAGUCCUAAAGUUUGACAGCUCUGCACCUUUCAUUGCCUCGGAGUCUAUUCUUUUUCGGCCCAUUCACCCAAUCACAGGGCUGCGCUGUCGAUGUCCACAAGGAUUCACUGGGGACUACUGUGAGACAGAGAUUAACCUCUGUUAUUCCAACCCAUGCAAGAAUGGAGGAGUCUGCACUAAAAGGGAAGGUGGAUACACCUGUAUUUGUCGAGAGCGUUUCACAGGUGACAGCUGUGAAGUGGACAGCAGAUCAGGACUCUGUGUUCCUGGCAUCUGCAGGAAUGGCGGAACAUGUACCAACCUGGCAGAGGGGGGCUUUACCUGCCAGUGCCCCCCUGGAGGCUUCGAGAAACCCUACUGUGAGCUUUCCACUCGUUCCUUCCCCCCUAAAUCCUUUGUCAUGUUCCGAGGACUCCGCCAAAGGUUUCAUAUGAGCCUGUCUCUCUCUUUUGCAACGAAGGAGAGAAAUGGCCUCUUGUUUUACAACGGGCGUCUGAAUGAAAAGCAUGACUUUAUUGCAGUAGAGAUCCAUGACGGGCAGGUGCAGCUGAAAUAUUCAACAGGUGAAUCAAGCACCCUGGUUGCACCGCUUAUCCCCGGAGGAGUCGCUGAUGGCCAUUGGCACACGGUGCAGCUGCAUUACUACAACAAGCCAAAGACUGGGACCAUGGGAGAAACACAGGGUCCGUCUAAAGAGAAGGUUGCAAUCCUGGCGGUAGAUGACUGCGACAUGUCUGUGGCUCUGAAGUUCGGCAGUGAGAUCCGUAACUACUCUUGUGCAGCAGAAGGAGUCCAGUCCAGCUCUAAAAAGUCUCUGGACCUCACAGGCCCUCUGCUCCUUGGGGGCGUACCCAACUUACCUGAGAACUUCCCAGUGACACACAGAGAGUUUGUUGGCUGCAUGAGGGAUCUGUAUAUUGACAACAAAAAGAUCGACCUGGCAUCCUACAUAGCAAACAAUGGAACAUCUGCUGGGUGCUAUGCAAAGCAGUCAUUUUGUGAUUCAAAUCCAUGUAAAAAUGGCGGCAGCUGCUCGGUGGCCUGGGGAACUUUCUCCUGUGAGUGUCUCAUAGGAUUUGGCGGCAAGGACUGCAGGAUUGCAAUGCACCAGCCAAACUAUUUCAACGGAAGCAGCGCCCUGUCCUGGGACUUAAAGAACGAAGUGAAAAUCUCCAUCCCAUGGUUUCUCGGAUUGGCGUUUAGGACACGAAGGGCUGAUGGGAUAUUGUUUCAGGCCCACGCUGGACAGUAUAAUACUAUCCUGUGCCAGCUUGUCUCUGGCCUGAUUUCAUUCUCUGUUAGCCGUGGAACCAACCAAGUCUCUACCCUCCUUCUGGACCAGAUGCUGGUGAAUGAUGGCAGGUGGCAUGACCUUCUGCUGGAGCUGAGAGAUAUGCGCAGUGGCCGUGAAACACGCUACGCUAUUACCAUCACUCUAGACUUUGGUUCCUAUCAGGACACAGUGACUGUUGGAAAUGAACUACAUGGUUUAAGAGUUAAACAUCUUUAUGUUGGAGGACUCAUGGAAACAAAGGAGGUGCAGAAUGGUUUUGAAGGCUGCAUUCAGGGACUGCGUCUGGGAGAGACUUCAGGUGGGAUCACCUUACCUAAACCAAGCAGUUCCCUGUAUGUAAAGGCCGGCUGCAGCAUUCCUAGUGAAUGUGAUUCCAACCCGUGCCUUGGAAACAGCACCUGUGUGGAUAAGUGGAUGGGUCAUUCCUGUGUCUGUAACCCAGGAUACUUUGGGAAAAAUUGUGUUGACAUAUGUCAGCUGAACCCCUGCGAAAACAAAGGAAUUUGCCGACACCACCAGCGUGCCCCCCAUGGUUACACCUGCGAGUGUGAUGCAAAUCAUUUCGGGCAGUACUGUGAGCACAGGAUGGACCAGCAAUGUCCCAAGGGCUGGUGGGGAAGCCCGAGCUGCGGACCCUGCCACUGUGAUGUGAAUAAAGGUUUUGACCCAGAUUGCAACAAGACAGAUGGGCAGUGUCACUGUAAGGAGUUCCAUUAUCGUCUUAAAGGAACAGAUACAUGUUUGCCUUGUGACUGCUAUCCCAUUGGUUCCUCAUCAAGGUCAUGUGACCAGGAUACUGGCCAGUGUUAUUGUAGGUCUGGAGUAAUUGGGCGCGAGUGUAACAGCUGUGACAAUCCGUUUGCUGAAGUGACACCAAGCGGCUGUGAAGUCAUCUAUGAUGGGUGCCCAAAAAUCUUAACAGCUGGUGUUUGGUGGCCAAGGACCAAGUUUGGACUUCCUGCAGCUGUGCCCUGUCCCAAGGGAUCCAUGGGAGCUGCUAUCCGACACUGUGAUAAUGAGAAGGGCUGGCUGGAGGCCGACUUCUUUAACUGCACCUCACCUGCGUUCCUGGAUCUGUCUACUUUGUUGGACAAUUUGGAGAGAAAUGAAACGGAGCUGAACACAAUCGAGGCCAAGAAGCUGUCGCUGCGCCUGCGCUCGGUGACAGACCAGAUGGAGCAAUACUUCGGGAACGAUGUUCACAUCACUUACCGCCUGCUGUCUCAUCUCAUCCAGUUUGAAAAUAGACAAGAAGGUUUUGGAUUAACUGCCACCCAAGAUGCCCACUUUACAGAGAACCUGCUGAGGUCAGGAAGCUCCGUCCUGAUGCCGAGGAACAAGGAGCACUGGCAGACUCUGCUGCAGAACGAACGUGGCAGUGCUGGCUUUAUGGAGCAGCUGCAGGAAUACACUGGCACACUUGCCAGGAAUAUGAAGCUAACAUACCUCAACCCUGUUGGCCUGGUGACCCCAAAUAUUAUGCUGAAUAUUGAGAGGAUGGAGCAUCCUGUAUCUAUCAGACGGCACUUCCCCAGGUAUCACAGUAAUCUGUUUAGGGGUCAGGUACCUUGGGACCCUCAUACUCAUGUGGUGCUUCCGGAAACAGUCCUCACGCCCCCUAAAGUGGAAGUAUCACCUACUGUCGUCCCAACAACAACCACUGCUGAGAUGAAUGCCACGGCUUGGAUACCGCCUCCAAAGAGAGUUGUGCCAGAGUCAGAGCCAGCAGCAAAUACCAUCAUCAUCAUUAUUUACCGGACGUUGGCUGACUUGCUGCCUGCCCGCUACAGCACAGGAAGGCGCAAUAUUCGGCUUCCUAAGAAUCCAGUAAUGAACUCGCCCAUUGUCAGUGUAUCUGUGCUCAGGAACCAGACCUUUAUCCACGGAGCUUUGGACGCGCCUCUCAUUUUAGAAUUCCGCCUGCUGGAAACUGUUAACCGAAGCAAACCGCUCUGUGUGCAGUGGAACCAGUCUCUCCAACUAGAUGCACCAGGGAGCUGGACAGCAAAGGAUUGCGACUUGGUGUACAGAAACGUCACCCAUGUGCGUUGUGAGUGCUCCCACUUCGGCACUUUUGGGGUGCUUAUGGACAGUUCCCAUCGGGAGCAACUGGAAGGUGAUCUGGAGACUCUGGCAGUGGUCUCCUACGUGUCUCUGUCUCUCUCGCUGGUUGCCCUGCUGGCCACAUUUUCUAUCCUGACGUUUCUGAAAGGUGUGAAGUCCAACACACAAGGCAUCCACUCCAACGUCUGUAUUGCUCUCUUCACUUCAGAGCUGGUUUUUUUAUUGGGUAUCAACCGUACAGAGAGCGAGUUCCUCUGCACUGUGAUUGCCAUCCUGCUGCACUAUUUCUUCUUAUCGACCUUCGCUUGGCUUUUUGUUGAGGGACUUCACAUUUAUCGAAUGCAGACAGAAGUCAGAAAUGUCAACAUUGGCGCCAUGAGGUUCUACCACGCCAUUGGCUGGGGAGUUCCAGCUAUUAUUACUGGUCUCGCUGUAGGGCUCGAUCCUGAAGGUUACGGGAACCCAGAUUUCUGCUGGAUCUCAGUACAUGAUAAGCUUGUCUGGAGUUUCGCAGGACCCAUUGCACUAGUGAUAGUGAUAAACGGAGUCAUGUUCCUCAUUCUGGCCAGACAGGCUUGUUCUCCUGGACAAAAAGAGACCAAAAAGAAAUCUAUUCUCGCCACUUUGCGCAGCUCCUUCGUUCUCCUCCUGUUUAUCGGCACCACCUGGCUGUUCGGGCUGCUGGCUGUAAAUAACAGUAUCCUGGCAUUUCACUACCUCUAUGUUAUAUUAUGCAGCUUGCAGGGCCUGGCUGUUCUAGUCCUUUUCUGUGUGCUGAAUGAAGAGGUGCAGGAAGCCUGGAGAUUGGUUUGUCUUGGCAAGAAGGGGCAGGGAGAGGACACGAGCAGACAGUCGCAGAUGGGGGGGCCAACAACAUAUAAUAACACAGCGCUGUUUGAAGAGAGUGGUCUGAUCCGAAUCACUUUGGGAGCAUCAACUGUGUCCUCGGUUAGCAGCGUACGCUCAGCGCGGACUCAUUCCAGCCACCGAGCCUAUCUCAGAGAUACUAUGGCUUCUCGGCACGGAUCUGCAUUGGAUCACGGGCUACUGAGUCAUCAUUCCGGGCCCACUGACCUUGAUGUAGCCAUGUUUCAUCGGGACGCUGGAGGAGACUCUGACUCAGACAGUGACCUGUCCUUGGAUGAAGAACGCAGUCUGUCUAUUCCUUCAUCAGAGAGCGAGGAAAAUGUCCGACCUCGGGGCAGGUUCCAACGCCAAUUCAAGCGGUCAGCACACAGCGAGAGACUCCUGACGAACCCUUCAAACCACCACCCUAAAGAUGUCGAUGGCAAUGACAUUAUGUCCUACUGGCCGGCCCUUGGGGACAGUGAGAAUCAUCAUAGUUCACUUCAGAAAUGGGGAUCUGAGAGGAGGCUUGGAGCGGACUUCAGUAAAGAUGCUGCCAAUAAUAACCAACCUGAGUUGACCAGUGGCGAUGAGAACUCGCUUACACAUUCCCCCAGGCAGAGAAAAGGUAUUUUGAAAAAUCGCCUUCAAUAUCCUCCAGGUUUGUCCUCCAUGGGCCGGAUGACAAAUGAGUUAUCAUGGUAUAAAACCUCUACUUUGGGCCACAGAGCUGUUCCUGCAGCAUCUUAUGGCAGGAUGUACUCUGGAGCAGGCAGUCUAUCUCAACCAGCCAGCAGAUACUCUUCUCGAGAACAACUUGAUAUGCUGAUGAGGAGACAAAUGUCCAGAGAACAGCUAAACAGGAACAAUUCCCGAGAAUUUCUUGAAGCUGUACCAAGCAGACAUGGGUCCAGAGAGCAACUUGAUACCAUCCCAAGUAGACAUGGUUCAAUAGAGCAUCUAGAGAUGAUUUCAAGCAGACAUGGAUCAAGAGAACAUUUAGAAAGUAUAGCAAGCAGACAUGGAUCUAGAGAACAUUUAGAUCAGUCUGACAUAAAUGGUAGGAGAGAUCACCUAAAUUCAGUGCCUAAAAGGCAUGGUUCUAGAGAAUAUCUAGAUACGUUACCCAACCGAUUUGGGUCCAGAGAGCAGAUUGACCCUGGGCCAGUAAGAGAGUUGUCUCGAGAAUGGAUAAACAGUCUGCCAAAUCGACAAACCUCUAGAGAUCAAAUGGACUCUUUACUAAUUCGACAGACUUCUAGAGAACAGCUAGAUGAUUUUUCGAGAAGCCAGCCUCAAAGGGAACAACUGGUCAGGCAAUCUUCAAGGGAACAAUUGGACUUUUUAUCCAGGAGAUCUAAUUCCAGAGAACAACUGGACACAGUGCCUAGUUCACAUUCACUGAGAGAUAAUAUAGAAUCACUGUCUAGAAGACAACCCUCUAGAGAAAAUUUAGAUUCUCUUUCAAAAAGGCUUCCAUCUAGAGAUAAUCUUGAGCCCCUAUGUAGACAACCUUCCAGAGAAAAUCUGGAAACCAUUCCCAGUCGGCAUCCAUCCACUGAGCAGCUUGAUAUCCUUUCUUCUAUACUUGCUUCAUUUAACACAUCAGUCCUCUCCUCCACUAAUCCUUCAGCCCAGCAACCAGCACCACCAUCUUCAGUACAGAAUCCCUCAACACCCUCUGUGCUGUGCCCGUCUACACCUCAUUCUGCUACAUCACACAGUAUCUCUGAAAUGUCUGCAGAUUCCGAAAAGAGCUCUAAGAAUCUGGGGGUUGGGACACUCCUACGUGCAUUGGGCUGCAAUACAGACUGCCAAGUCCAAGCAAGGAGUAAACCUAGGUUUCAGUACAAAUUCAGUUGGAAUCAGGUGGAUAGGACAGAGAGGGAUGAAAUGGAGACAGUUAAUGGGGGUAGCCCAAGAUUCGAGAAGAAAACGAAGAAGAAGCCUAGUCCUGAGUUUCUCUUGGGUUUGUGCACAGAACCUCUGAUCAUGGAGAAACAGCAGCAGGAAGGUCUGGAGUCGAGGUACCGCGUGGAACGCGCAGUACUUCGCGAAUAUGAGUUGAGAGGAAGUUCACCUAAACCUACAGUCGCAGCGCAGUCCCUUCUCUGUGCAGCUAAAAGGAAACUGAGAUGUUCUGGAGUUGCAGCAAAAUCUUUGUUAUUUCAGUUUCUACCAAUUCUUCAUUGGUUGCCUCGAUAUCCGGUGAAAGAGUGGCUUCCUGGGGACAUUGUCUCUGGUAUUAGUGUGGGGAUCCUACAGCUACCACAAGGCUUGGCAUAUGCCCUUCUAGCCGGCGUGCCCCCUGUUUUUGGGUUGUAUUCCUCUUUUUUCCCUGUGUUUAUUUACUCUUUCUUCGGUACAUCAAAACACGUAUCAGUAGACUCCUGUUGUCUACCUACUCCAGCUUGCUCCUGAAGCUUUGCAGUUGUCUCAAUAAUGGUUGGCAGCGUUACCGAAUCGUUGGCUCCAAAUGAAAAGUUUAUGUUUCCAGGAAAUGAUACGAUUGUAGAUGUAACUGCCAGAGACAGAGCAAGAGUGGAGCUGAUGGUCGCUCUAACACUUAUGGUGGGUUUGUUCCAGGUUCUAUUGGGCAUGGUGCAUUUUGGGUUUGUGGUCACUUACCUCUCAGAACCGCUGGUUCGCGGCUAUACCACUGCAGCUACAAUCCACGUCACAGUAUCUCAGCUCAAGCACGUAUUUGGACUUUCAGUCAGUGAACGAUCUCAGCCGCUGUCUCUGAUUUACGCUAUUAUUACUAUCUGCUCCAAGCUUCCCCAAACAAACAUUGCCUCUCUCAUCAUUGGAUUAAUUGCUAUCAUUGUUCUUCUUACUGUCAAGUAUUUCAGUGAUAAAUACAAAUCGAAGAUCCGUAUGCCCAUCCCGAUUGAGCUCAUAACGUUAAUAGUGGCCACUGGAAUAUCCUAUGGUGUCAACCUAAACAAAAAGUAUGGUGUGGACAUUGUAGGUGACAUCCCAACUGGACUGAAACCCCCAAUGUUACCAAAAGCGGACUUGUUGGCUAUGGUGGUAGGCAAUGCGUUUGCCAUCGCUGUUGUAGUCUAUGCUUUCACCAUCUCAGUGGCCAAAAUGUUUGCUAUUAAACACGGCUACAAUGUGGACAGUAACCAGGAGUUGAUCGCAUUGGGUCUUAGUAACUCUAUAGGAAGCUUUUUCCAGUGUUUUACUAUUGGAACUGCCAUGUCCAGAAGUCUAGUGCAGGAGAGUACAGGAGGAAACAGCCAGGUGGCAGGUGCAGUGUCCUCCUUAGUCAUCCUGGUCAUUAUUCUUAAAGCUGGAGAGCUGUUUGAGACUCUACCAAAAACAAUUCUGUCUGCUGUGGUUGUGGUGAACCUAAAGGGAAUCUUCAAGCAGUUUACAGAUGUGUUCACACUAUGGAGAACAAAUCGUGUUGACCUGCUGGUAUGGUUGGUCACAUUCUGGGCUACAAUACUUCUAAAUCUGGACUUGGGUCUAGCUGUCUCUGUGGCAUUUUCACUCCUUACAGUUAUCUUCAGAACACAACUACCUCACUACUCCAUUCUGGGGCAGAUUUCUAAUACGGAUAUCUACAGAGAUGUGGGUCGGUAUACAGAGGCUAAAGAAAUCCCUGGUGUGAAGAUUUUCCGGUCACCGUGCACUCUUUAUUUUGCAAAUGCAAACUUGUAUGCAGAUGCUGUAAAAAAAAUGUGCGGUGUAGAAGUUGAUAAACUGAUUGAGAUGAAGAAGAAAGCAAUAAAGAAAAAGAAGCAAAUUCAGGAAAAGGCUGAGAAACAGGCAAAGAAAGAAAUGAAGUUAAAGCAGAAAUUCAAUGAAGGAGUGGAGAUGGAAAAUGAACUGAAUUGUAUUACUGUUAACACUGCAGCUGUGGGGGAACCUGAGAGUCCGGUUCCUGCAGUUUAUAAUGGAAAAGAAGAGACAUCUAUGGAAGAUCGGGCCUAUGACAAAGAAUUCUUCCAUUCACUCAUUCUGGAUAUUAGUGCUUUCAGUUUUGUCGAUACAGUCAGCAUAAAAGUUUUACAAAACAUAUUUCGUGAUUUCCAAGAAAUUGAAGUGAAGGUUUAUGUAGCUGGGUGCCCUGAGCCAGUCAUUGAGCAGCUGGAGAUGGGGAACUUUUUCAAUGAAAAAAUCAACAAGGGUCAGUUCUUCUCAUCGAUUCCUGAUGCAGUAGCCUAUAUCACCGGAACUCAUGGUCAGCACAAGCACAGCAACGAAUUGACAAAUACAAAACUGUAAUGGCUCCAGCGGACUUCCUACCCUGAACCCCAAUGUCAGAUUGUCCCUGAGCCGGCAGAACAUACUAGACAAAGCGAGUUCAUCUGUCUGAUUCAUCACGGUUCCUACUGCUGUGUUAUUAUUUUCUCCGUGUUUUUACUUGAACUAUUUUACUAAUAGUGGAGAGGAUAGGGAUAAGAACCACCCUAUGGAGGUGCGCUAAUGAUGAUAAGCAAUGCUUGACAAUCGGUCAGAAUGAUGGCAGCUCUCCCAGAUCAGAUAGAGGUCCUGUAGAUACAGAAAAGAAGGCGCCACAUGGAACAGUAUCGUCAGGUGAAAGAACCAAACACAUCAGACAAAUUCCAACUCGCAUAGGAAGCGGCACUCAUGGUGCCAGAAACAGCAGGCCGGGACCUCUUAGUCGCCCGACAGACUCAACCGCAAUGUACGCAGUCCGAUCACGUGGGUACGUCUCACCAAUCAGAGGCAGCGGAAUCCCAACGCCUUCAGCUAGUGCUACCAAUCAGCAAAGCCAAAUGAGGGUGUGUGUGUGUGUGAGAAGCUCUGCAGUCACUCGUUUCAUCAGCCUGAUGAAACUGCUCUGUGUAGCCGAGAAACGCAUUGCUGUGUUUUACUUGUUUUAAUAAACUUGUUUUAAGCUUUUUAUACCCUUGCUCUGUAUAUUUAACCGUUACUGGUGGUGUUGAGCUGUUCGAGCACUUUAUUGACACGAGUGACUGCCACUUCCUAUGUGAGUUUGAAUUUGUCUGAUGUGUUUUGGUUCUUUCACCUGACGAUACUGUUCCAUGUGGUGCCUUAUUUUCUGUAUCUUUAGGACCUCCAUCUAUUUUACUAAUAAUUAUGCUGAUUUUCAAGUGUUUGAAGAAGGUCAUUUUUAGGUACCUUCAUUUCAUCCAAACACCAACAAGGUCACACACCAGUAUUACUUGUCUUGUUCUUAACAUUCAAUUGUCAUUUUCUGCAAAUAUUUGAGUGCAUACAAUAUGCUCACUCCUGUGUCCAUUUUAAUAAAGAUAUUGUAUUUAAUAGCU
This is a messenger RNA of Bombina bombina (fire-bellied toad), 12825 nucleotides long. It is a transcript of the gene CELSR3, whose product is annotated as cadherin EGF LAG seven-pass G-type receptor 3. The transcript has 55 exons. The record is from RefSeq and is a predicted model, not a curated record. Gene Ontology annotation, molecular function: secondary active sulfate transmembrane transporter activity; calcium ion binding; G protein-coupled receptor activity. NCBI's taxonomy places the organism in Eukaryota, Metazoa, Chordata, Amphibia, Anura, Bombinatoridae. Gene Ontology annotation, biological process: G protein-coupled receptor signaling pathway; cell surface receptor signaling pathway; homophilic cell-cell adhesion. Gene Ontology annotation, cellular component: plasma membrane.